AUGCAGAUUAGUGGAGGGUUAUCGAUUCCAAAUCCUCCACCAGUUGGGCAUGAGGACGUCGUGGCAGAGAUAGAGGGUUUCUGCCCUAAUGAUCAUGGGAUCUUCAUGAGGGAAAAUGAUGCCCUUCUCCUCUUCUUUGGGGAGGUUGCACUCGAAUUCGAUACCAGGGACCUUUGGGUACUGAACGGCAUGCACGCCAUUUUUUAUAGAGUUCUUGCUCGUGCCGGCAAAGGUGGGGCCAUCACUGAUGGUCCUGAUCAUGUUGAUUUGCCUAUUAAGCUUUUGUUGUGGAGGGGGUUAGUAGCUGGGGUUGGUGGUUGGCAUAUUGCACCAUCUUGCCCUCUUGCCUGGCCGAGGCUUGCUCCAGGCAGGCUGUUAGGAAUGGGACUUGUCUUUCUCAAGUUUUUUUAUCUUCUGGAAGAGGAGACAAAUGGUGAGAUCAGCACUUGGGAGCUCAUCCUCUGCCGAACGGCAAGGGCCAAGAACCUGCAUACGAGGAUCAUUGAGCUUGAUGUUAAUUUUGAUUGGUUCUUCCUAACGAGCCCUCAUCAUAUGCCGAAAUUCAGAAUUAACUCGGUGACCAUGCUUAGUCGAGAGGAUGUUGUUGUGCUUUUUCAUUUUGGCCAUGUCUUGGCGCAAGGUGUCUAG
Molecule: messenger RNA, 648 nt
Organism: Prunus armeniaca (apricot)
Lineage: Eukaryota; Viridiplantae; Streptophyta; Magnoliopsida; Rosales; Rosaceae
Source: the annotation of a GenBank genome assembly